UGGCAAAAAUUUCUUAUUACGCUUAUAGGAAUAUUUUUCAGCAGAAAUUGGUCACUCUGUGUUAUUUGUGAAACAUGCCUGUAAAAUGGCGACGUUUAUCGAAUGUUUACGCGGGAAUGAUGAUAUUCUGUUACAAAUGUGUUUCUAACAAGUUAGGAUGUGUCAAGUGAUAUAAAAUUACUUUUAAAUGCAAAUAUGAAGAAAGCUCAAUUGUCGCGUAAAAAGUCUUCUAUUGCGAAUGACAUGAAACACUCUCAGGCGAAGAUAACAUCAUUCUUCACAAAAGCUCCAAAGCCUGACACAAACAACAUAAAUAAGGCUGUAUCAAGUGGAAAAUCUUUAUCUCAAAUCUGUAGCAUUGAUAAGAAAAGAAAGGAAAGGAGCAACUCAUCGGAAGAAGAACUAUAUACAAACAUUAAGAAGAAAUGUAUAGCUGAUGUUAGUGUCAUAGAACCAACAAGUAUCAAGUCAUGUAAGGAUUCAAUAUUAUCAUUUGUGACUAAAGAUUUAGAGAACACACAUAGAAAUUUCAAAGAGAAUAAGACGAUACGCCAUAAUGCUCAAAAGCUUAAUAGAAAGGAAAUUGAUGAUAAGUUGGCAGUAAAAACAGAGCACAAUGAAACCGUCGUACAAAAUUCCACCAGGUCUGAUAUUUCAGAAUGCAAUAAUGCUCAUGUUCUUAAAGACCGCAAUACCGUUGCUCAAAAGCCGUCCUUACCUCCUGCAAAAACACACAGUAAAACGGAACUUGAUGAUUCGAAGAAAGUGGAAUCUCUCGAAGAGUUUUCCGCGUUUAAAGAAGACGACUUCGGCGAUCUCUUCGAUCAGGAAUGGCGUACGGACGUGCGAAUUAAUUUCACCUGUCUGCAAAGGUGCAAGAUAAUCGACGUGAAGCAAGAGCCGAGAGUCAUGACAUUAACGGCGCGACACGUCGAGUCGGAAGCCGUUGAUACGGUUGCAUGUUCAGGAUUUUGGAGGGAUACUCAGGUGAAGGUCGACGACAUCGUCAUGAUACAAGCUAAGAAAGAGCCGCAGCAGUGGGUGAUUGACAACAAUAACGGGUUUCUCGUUACGCAGCCGGACAGAUUAAUAUCGGGCACUACGAUAACGAGCGGGUUGUUUUGCAACAGACGAGCGGUGUUAGCGGAGAAGUUCAGGAAGAUAGAAUCGCUACCGUGUCAGGACGCCGAUUACUCCGUGAUGACUGUAGGAUCGUUGGUCCACCAGUGGCUGCAGAAGGCCUUGCGGGAAGACGUGCAGGAAUUGUCCAACCUGAUCAUGUUGCUGGAGGACAUGCUGCGCUCGAGAGAUACGAUAGAGUAUCUCUACGCGUCGGAGAUGUCGCUGAACGACUGCCGGGCACGUAUGAUGGAGUACGCGCCGAGGAUAUUCGAGUUCAUCCAGCACUACAUCAAGGGCAAGACGCAGCGGCGCAUAAACGACCUGAGGGAGAAUUUUCAAGGCAGCAUAUGCGGCGUACGGGACAUCGAGGAAAACGUCUUCGUACCGCAGCUAGGAGUAAAGGGAAGGAUAGACGUGACAGCGGAGGUGAGCAUCCACUCAAGACGGAAGAUCAUGCCGCUGGAAGUGAAGACCGGGAGGGCCUCGUACUCGUUGGAGCACAAGGCCCAAGUUAUCCUCUACCUCAUGAUGAUGAGCGCGAGAGACGAGGGGAUCGACACCGGCCUGUUGUUGUAUCUCAGGGAGAACUCCAUGAGGGAAGUGAAGGGCAGCCAUCACGAGAAGAGGGACUUGCUGAUGCUGCGGAACAAAUUAGCGCAUUACUUCGCCAAACAACCGGAGGCGCGCACGGACGCCUUGAAGACGAUGGAGCUGCCGGAGCCGAUAAACCAUCCCACCGCGUGCUCGCGAUGCCCUUACAAGGCCGUGUGCUGCGCUCACCUCUCGAAGGAUCCCGCUACGAAUCUGCCGCCGUCGCAUCCGCUGACCACGCUCGUGAAGAAGCUGUUGAACGACUUCGAGUCUAGUCACCUGGAUUACGUUAUAAGGUGGAUCGCGCUGUUACAGCUGAUGGGGAGCUCCGACAGCGACAGCUUGUCGAGCAGCUUGUGGACAGUGAGUCCCGAGAAGAGAGAGGCCAAGGGCACCUGCAUCAGCAACCUGAAGGUCAUCGGGAAGGUGGCGGAGCAGGGCGACAGGUAUGAGCACACGUUCGCGCGCGUCGACAUCACCGGUGAAACCGUGGAGAACGUGUUCACCGAGAACAGUUACAUCGUCGUGAGCACGGACGCGCGAGUGAACGUGACCACCGGGGUCAUAUCACGGAUCUCGAACGACACUGUCUCGGCCCUGCUGGACAAGGACGUCUCGCGCGGGGAGGACGCGAUCUUCCACAUCGACGAGCACCCUUACACGGCGGGAUCCGCGUUCGAUUACGCGAACGUGGCCGGUCUGCUGAGCUCCGAGGAGGCGAACGCGAGGCUGCGGCGCAUCGUCGUCGAGCGAACACCGGCGACAUUCGCCAAGAGCCUGCCGCGCUCGACUGUGUCGGCCAGCACCGAGCUGAUACGCGAGCUCAACGAGGACCAGCAGAGGGCCGUGCUGCGAGCCGUUGCGGCUAACGAGUACGUCCUGGUGAAGGGCAUGCCGGGUACGGGCAAGACCCAGACACUGGUGGUGCUGAUAGAGCUGCUGCUGAAGCUAGGCCUCACGGUGCUGAUCACCGCGCACACCCACAGCGCGCUCGACAACGUCCUGCUGAAGCUGCUGGACCGGGACGUCGACUUCCUCCGUCUGGGCGCGACCAAGCAGGUCCAUCCGCUGCUGACGUCUAAGUCGGAGGAAUACGCGACCAAGUGCUGCGACACGCCGGAGAGCCUGGAGGCGCUCUACAACGACAAACGCGUGGUCGGCGUGACGUGUUACGGCGCGUAUCACCCGCUCCUGCGUAGGCGCUCGUUCGACGUGUGCGUGGUGGACGAGAGCACGCAGGUGAUGCAGCCCACAGUGCUGCGACCGUUGUACAGCGCGCGCCGCUUCGUCCUCGUGGGCGACCCCGAUCAGCUGCCGCCUGUCGUCAAGAAUCGCGCGGCCGUCAAGCUCGGCGCGGCGCAGUCGUUGUUCGUGCGGCUGGACAACGAGAACAACACGGUCAACCUGACCAGGCAAUACAGGAUGAACGGGCGGAUCAUGAAGCUGGCCAACGACAUCGCGUACCGCGGUAAGCUGGUACCGGGCAACAAGCAGGUGGAGAACGCGACUCUGAUCGGCGCGGAGGUACUCUCGUCCUGCGAGAGCUGGCCGAGGAGAGCGCUCUCCGGACGGCUGGACGACUCGGUAAUGGUCUUGGACACCGGUAGCACUUGCAAGUUGCACGAGAGUGAUGCCGGCGUUACGUCGGAUCAGGUCUACUCCAACGUCUGGGAAGCCGCGAUAGUGGCUCACCUGGUGCGGCUGCUCGUCAAAGUGGGUGUGUAUGCUAGAAACAUAGGGAUCAUCGCGCCGUACAACGCUCAUGUGACCCUCCUGAGGAAAAUUAUUAAUGACAGAGAGGUGGAGGUGAACACCGUGGACCGGUAUCAGGGACGCGACAAGGACGUCAUAUUGUACACGUGUGCGAGGAGCGUGGAGCACAAAGAGAAAAAGGAGCUCGAGAUAUUGGACGAUCAACGACGCUUGACAGUGGCCGUUACUCGCGCGAAGCACAAGCUGAUCAUCAUCGCCGAUAAAGUCACUGUCAUGAGGUACACGCCGUUUAAAAGUCUGUUCGACGCCAUCGACGAGGAGAACGUGAUUCGUCUGCACGAAGGAGAAUUCAACUGGAAGAGCUUCGUUCGCUCUGUACUCUAGAGUUGACGUUGAUUGUGAUUAAUGGUCGAAAGACC
Molecule: messenger RNA, 3845 nt
Organism: Dinoponera quadriceps
Lineage: Eukaryota; Metazoa; Arthropoda; Insecta; Hymenoptera; Formicidae
Gene: Dna2
Product: DNA replication ATP-dependent helicase/nuclease DNA2
Exons: 2
Coding region: 196-3810 (1204 amino acids)
Biological process (GO): replication fork reversal
Cellular component (GO): cytoplasm
Molecular function (GO): single-stranded DNA helicase activity; 5'-flap endonuclease activity
Source: RefSeq, a predicted model, not a curated record